UUCAAAGAAAAAAACUUUAGCCAGCAGGCAACAUUAACCGCCUCGCGUCAUUUCUCUUACCCCGAAUCUGCGAUUGUUCUAAAAUCACCAAUAAUGUAAUGAGCUGCUUCGCCAAACGGAAAGGUUCACAAAUUUUACCGGAACGUCAGCUCUAAAAUUGAUAAAGCUUGAAUCAAUUCUCAAGCCCGCACCUUUUGGCAUCAGGUACUCUGGGAAAGAAUAAAAACAACUACCCAGAAGAAAGAGAGAAGGAGAACUCGGACAUCCAGUCCAGUCAAAUUUACACCGUUUUUCGUCUAUGAGAAUUCCCAUUAAUUUCUUAGUUUUUUUUCCAUUCCAAGUCGUUUUGUUCACGCCCACAUCAUUCUUAGACCAAUUCACCGCUUCAACAAAACCCUUCGGAGAAGUUAACCGCAAAUUCAGUAGCUCGUCCUCUGGGAUGUUCUACACGCCAAUAAAUGCGGGAUUGGUAUAAAAGCAGCAGCUCUGAAGAUCUUCUUCCAUGACAAUUCGAUUUCGUUUUGAGACACUAUCAAGGGACUAACUUCAAUUCGUUGAAUAGGAAAAUUUUGCAUUAUCUUGUUUUCUUUAAUAUGAGUAGCAAUGGUGGUAAUCAAAGCACCAGAGAUAUCAUCUGCAACGCGGGUGCUGGAGCUGCUGCUGGGGCUAUAGCCGCUACAUUUGUUUGUCCACUGGAUGUAAUCAAGACGAGACUACAAGUUCGUGGCCUUCCUCAUGGGCAGAAAGGUAGUGUCAUCAUCACGAGCUUGCGGAAUAUUGUCAACUCUGAAGGUUUCAGGGGAAUGUACCGUGGCCUUUCCCCAACAAUACUAGCAUUACUUCCAACCUGGGCAGUGUACUUCUCUGUUUAUGGUCAACUGAAAGGCCUUAUCCUUUCACGAGCAGAUGGUUGCAUCCAAUUAUCAACUGUCGGAAAUAUGGUGGCUGCUGCUGGUGCUGGAGCAGCGACUGCAAUUUCAACAAAUCCAUUGUGGGUUGUUAAGACCAGACUCCAAACUCAAGGAAUGAGGUCUGAUGUGGUUCCGUACAAAAGUAUUCUUUCUGCACUGACGAGAAUAACACAUGAGGAAGGCAUACGAGGACUAUAUAGUGGCAUUGUGCCUUCCUUGGCUGGUGUAAGUCAUGUUGCAAUUCAGUUCCCUGCAUAUGAAAAGAUCAAGUCUUACUUGGCAGAAAAGGAUGAUACAACUGUUGAUCAACUUAGUCCAGGAAAAGUUGCCAUUGCAUCCUCAAUUUCAAAAGUAAUUGCCUCUGUAAUGACUUAUCCACAUGAGGUGAUACGUUCGAGGCUACAGGAGCAAGGCCAGGCCAAAAGUGCCGGGGUCCAAUAUGCUGGGCUUGUUGACUGUUCUAGGAAGGUGUUCCAUACUGAAGGCCUCCCCGGCUUUUAUCGAGGUUGCGCGACAAAUUUACUAAGAACUACUCCAUCAGCUGUAAUUACAUUCACCAGCUUUGAGAUGAUACACAGGUUUCUGCAACGUGUUGUACCUCAGGACAUUGGGUACUCGCAAGGGUCUUCUAAACCAGAUGACCUUAGCAAGUCCCAGCCAAAAGACAAUGACGUAAAAUUCGAAAACAAAAGGGAUUGGAGGAAAUCUCCAUCUGAGCCUAAUAAGAAAGCUUUAAAUAACGAGCAGCUAUCUAGACACUGAUAGGGGGGUUUGUGUUAUUUUCUGUAGUCUCAUUUUCAUUUCAUUUUUUUUUAAUUUAUAAUAACUUGGGUUGACCUCUGAAAUUUUUUGUCUGGGAUACAAAUGCGACAUGAAUAUGUAGUGUGUUGGCCCAAAAACAAGGUGGUUUAAUAAGAUUAAGGUCAUUCUUUGACUCUAAA
Prosopis cineraria is the source of this 1852-nucleotide messenger RNA. RefSeq names its product nicotinamide adenine dinucleotide transporter 1, chloroplastic-like. Gene Ontology annotation, biological process: NAD transmembrane transport. Gene Ontology annotation, molecular function: NAD transmembrane transporter activity. The coding region runs from base 594 to 1673 and encodes 359 amino acids. NCBI's taxonomy places the organism in Eukaryota, Viridiplantae, Streptophyta, Magnoliopsida, Fabales, Fabaceae. The record is from RefSeq and is a predicted model, not a curated record. The transcript has 9 exons.